Drosophila montana is the source of this 5205-nucleotide messenger RNA. RefSeq names its product Stork-head domain-containing protein knockout (gene knockout). The transcript has 8 exons. Lineage: Eukaryota; Metazoa; Arthropoda; Insecta; Diptera; Drosophilidae. Gene Ontology annotation, molecular function: RNA polymerase II transcription regulatory region sequence-specific DNA binding. Bases 1170 to 4430 code for a protein of 1086 amino acids. The record is from RefSeq and is a predicted model, not a curated record. Gene Ontology annotation, biological process: regulation of transcription by RNA polymerase II. Gene Ontology annotation, cellular component: cytoplasm; nucleus.
GUUUACAGAUGUAUCUACUGCAUUUUAUAACUGUAACCGUCUCUUUCAAAGAGCACACGACGUGCGCUCGCUUUGCAUUUUGUUGUUGCUUUCGUUUGGCGCUGCAUUUGACCGCGCGCCGCAUACAUUUUGCAUAGAACACGCUGCGCUUCGUACGGCAUCUGUCUUGACAUUAUUUUAAAGUACCAAUAUUUGUGCAAGUGUUUUUUUGAUGCGUUCGCGUCGCGCGCGCUUUCGUGUUUGUGCCGUGUGUGCGUGUGAGACAGGGCUAAAGUUCGACUAUGACGGCAAUUGCAAUUGAAAGCGACACAUAUAUACGGCCAUAUCGCUAAUUCGCUGGACAGUAAGCCGCAGCAAAAAGUCUCCACUCAGCAGCCAGCCAGGCAGGCAGGCAAAACUUCAAAGUCGAGACUCUCCAAACGUGUGCGAAAAAAAAACGCGAACCGCCAAUGCAAACGCCACUUGCGCAGCCGAAGCAGCUCGCGUCGCUGUCAGUUCGUUGGCGCUCGUGCUGUGCGACAACAGCAGCAGCAGCAGCAGCCAUCGUGAGAAGUAGCAGCAGCAGCAGCAGUGGCAGAGGCAGCGACAGCAGCAGCGCCAGCAGCAGAGUCGCAUUAACAGUUGGCGCUCAGUUUGUUUUUGUCGCUCGGUACGUUCGGUUGCUACUCGCGCUGUGGCCAACAUUUCUCAGCUGCGUCUCCGUCAUUUCGUUCAUUGCUUUCGUUUGCUGCGCGUGCGCCGCGUCGUUGCGUUUAUUUGUUGUGUCGUCGCUUCAGCCCAAAAGUUCAAGCGAGUCAAAGAAAAUGCCAUAAAGCAAAGAGCAACAAAGUCGAAAACAAAAGUGUGCGAAAACAAAAAUGUAACAACAACAACAACAACCAAACAACCAGCCAAACAACCAAUCGCCCGACUGUUUAAUACGAGUUUCGUUCUUGCUUCUUCCCAAAGUUCUUCUCUUGUUUUUCGUUGACCAUUAAAAGUGAAGCUUUGAACGCACAAAAAAAAGUUGUAAGAAAAAAAAACCAACAACAAAAACAACAAACGAAUUGAGCCGCCCCGCAUCGUGGCUGCAACUUGAACUUCAGUCUCCGGUCUACGGUCUUCAGUCUCUCGGGCGCGUUUGGCGCGUCUCGUGUUAUUUUUAGACAAAAAAUCGCAAUCGCAACGCAAUGGGCACCAAGUCGCCCGGUGGUCCGCAGCGCUGUCGCCUCAUACUGCAGCGCUGCCUGGCCAUCCAGCUGAGCAAGCCGGGCCACACGCCCGAGGACUUUUGGAUGUACGACUCGGGAUAUAUGAUAUUUCAGAAUUUUCUUGCCGCGAAUGCGCAAUGCUGGUGGAAUGCCCCACUGACAGCCGCGACACGUGCGCUCAAAUAUGCCGGACAUGUGGCGCCGGGAAUGCUGCUGGUCACCGCUGAGCCGUGCGCUUUGGAGGUGCUGCGCGGCGCCUUUGCGCGCAGCGUGCUGAAGCCGCCGGCCACCUACAUCAUCAGCUCUGUGGGUGACAUUGACGAUUGCAUUGUGACGCCGACGGUUCAGGGGCAGUUCACCCCACUGCCGGAGGCGCUGUGCGAUGUUAUCAUGGAUCUAACCGCCGAGGGUCAAUCGGCGACCAUUGAGCAUGUGCGCAGCAAGCUUGGCGUUCGAUUUCCGCACAUGACCACGCCCGCCACAGAGGUCAUCUACGAUUCGUUGGCGCAGCUGAUGCAGGAGCAGAAGAUCUACCAGACCGCAAAGGGUUACUUCAUCUUUACGCCAGAACGUCGUCGCAGUCGGUCGCGUCCGCGCAGCAAUCAUCAUCAGCUGAAUGGCGGCCAUAGCACCAACGGCAGCCUGGCGUACUCGCAGCUAACCGAGGAGGAGCAACAGCAGGACGUGGUGCCGCCGGAGGCGCGCACAAUGCUCAUGUCGAAUGCCGAGGCGCUGCAUUCGCUCUAUGGCGAAAUAUCCACGGAACGGGAUGGUGAUCUGACGCAUCAGUGCAUACAGACCAAUCUGGCGGAUGUCAUCUGUGGAGGCAAUCCCAAUGACAAGAUCAUUUAUCCGCGUGCGGCCAAGCGACGCAGUGCCUCAUUUCCGACGCCGCGCAGCUUGGAACGACGGCACAGUUUGCGGCUCUUUGGUUCGUCGAAGCGCCUGCAACGCUGCGCCUCGACCCGCAGCCUGUCCAAGACCUAUGCCCAGACGCUUAACACGACGGACAGCAGCAGCUCGGAAUACCAAAGCACAGAUUCGUCAUCACCCAAAAAAGGAUCUUUGCUCUCACGGCUGUUCCGACGCAGCGGACGCGCCAAGCAGCGCCAAAUUGAGACCUACUCGGCUCAGUUUCCGCCCGCCGAAUGGUUCAACACACGCGCCGUGCAUCUGCACAGCGUGGGCACCCAGACCGCAGAUCACGAUAUGCCCGCUGUUCACACGCUGUCCAAUUCGACGUUCUACGAUGGCUCCGAGCUGAGCCAGCGUUCGUCGACGCUGCCACGCCGCCAUCGCCGCCACAUGUCCAGCGAGUCAACGUUCCUGAUAUCCUCCAGGGACUGCUCGCCGAUACGCCGCCGGUCGCCCGUCUACUGCAGCAGCUCGCUACCUCGCUCCACGCAGUCGAUACCGGCCAGCAGCGGCAGCGCCGUGAAUCACACCAAAAUAAAUCACUCAUCGGCGACAUUGUCGCGCCUUCAGGCGGCCACGCCUACGCCUACGCACACGCACACGCCAACGCCCAUGGCGCAGAAAACAGCGCAAAAGUCGGUAAUUGGCAAGCACAUCUUCGAGAGCUCGCCAGCGCGCUCCUCAACGCUGAAGUCCGCCACGUCGGGCAAGCGUCAGAUAGACGGGCUGAUCAUAAACGGCUGCUCGACCGAUAACAAGAGCACGUAUCGCAGUCUGCAGAGCAGCGGACCCUCCAGCCUGGAGUCCUGCAGGACAUCGAUGCUGGCCAGCGGCCCAUCCAGCAUUGACAGCGGCAAAGUUUCCUUUAGCCAGAAGACCAGCGGCCACUCUAGUCUGGACUCCCAGUGCUCCACAAACACAGCUGUGGUAGCUCCAAAUACAACAACAACAACAACAAAUGGCAGCACGCGUUCCAUACUGCUGCUGAAUGGCUCGCCACGUGGUACGCCGCGUCAUCAGGCGAUGCGAGCGCGUGUGGCAGAGGCGCAGGCGCAGAGGCAACGCGCCAGCACACCCAAUCGCAUACUCGAGGAGCUCACGUAUCCCACAAAUGGCAGCGCCAAUGGUGUACCCAAUUCGAGCAGCAACAAUUCGAUAACACUGCAGGUGACCACCAGCUCUAGUGGCGGUGGCCAGAGCAUACCCAGCACCAAAAUCUUUGUGCAGAACUCGCCGGUGCGAAGUGUUAUCACCCUGGAGAAUGGCAAAAUGCUGGAGAACUCGAAUGUGUUCAUCAUUAACAAUGAGACCAUGACGAAUGAGAAGGGCGAGAUCAUCAAGAAGACGCUGUCCAAGCAGACAACAACAGCAACAGCUGGAACAGCUGCCACUGGCAUGCCAGUGGCUUCAUCGACGCCAGUUAGGCCCGAAUCGGUGCCCGAGCAGCCGCUGAGCGAAACGGAGGCCAACUCGGAGACCUGCGAUUCCAUUUCAUUCAUCAGCGAGAGCUCGCCGGAGAAUACGGCGACUGAGACGCCAUCCUAUGAUGGCGGCAAGUAUGCCAAGAACACCAACAACGAUGCCACCAUGAACAACAGCCGCAAGCUGUGCCUGCAGCUGGCCAAUGGCAUUGCCUACAAGAACAAUGUGCUCAAAAAUGAAUCCCAGCCGAAUUCGCCAUGUGCUGAGCAGCAGCAGCAUCCACUGAAAUUAGCUGCCCUGGCCAAACAGGACUUUGAGAUAGCCGGCUCGGUUGGCAAUUUGCAUUUCUAUGAGAAGCACUCGAAGGAUUUGGCGCCAGCGCAGAGCAAUCACAAGCUGAUGAACAGCAGCAGUGAUCUGAAGAAUCUCUGCUAUGAGUCUGUGUGCCAGCUGCAAAAGUGCCACAUGAAUGGGGAUGAGCUGGCGCUGGCGCAUCUGCUGCACAAGUCCAGCAAUCCGCUGGGCAGUGAGCCCAAUCUGGCGCUGAAGGAUCAUGCGAACGACAAGUCCAUUGACAAGGAGGCCAUGGAUAGGCGUCUCAGUCUGACCAAGGAGUCCCUGGAGCAGCAUGGCAUGGGCAGCGUUUUAACCGCCGGCGGUGAGGAACUCUAUAAUUUUCCCAGCCUCACGGAUCUAUCCUUCAACUUUACGUCGCUAGCGGCGCGCAAGAUACUCCAAGGCGUUAGCCUCAACAGCAUCGAUACGCUGGUGGAGCUGAACAUGGCUGCAGCGGCGGCGGCUGCAGUGGCGGUGAGCAGUGCCCAGGAGAAGCAACAGAAUAACCAGGCGGCGGCAACGGCAACAACAGCCCCCUCCGUGUGCACGGACUUUGGCAUGGUCUAGUUCCAGAGUCUCUCUAGAGAGUAGUGGAGGCGCCUCCAGCCAACAGAGCAGCUCUGUUGGUCCGGGAAGCCGCUUUAUCUUAGCAUAAUCAAACGAAACCUUAGACGAGCAGCAUCAAGCAUAAUUCGAUUACAAUUCUGUAAUUUAUUAUCGAAUAUCGAAUAUUGGUUAUUUAAACGAUUCCGUUUCCGUUUCCAUAUUGUAGCAACAAAUUGAUUCUAAUUUUAAUUUUUGUAUGCGUUUUACGAAUUUUCUUACAUGUCGAAAGCAGUUUUUUUUAUUUACAGUGCCAAAAUAUGUUUAGUUUAAUUUUAAUGUUUAUAUUUUGUAACCCAACAACAACAACAACAACAACAACAAGAGCACCCAAAAACACUCGUGAAUCACCCGAAUGCAUCUGAAAGAAUUUGCAAGUGCAAUUUAUUGUAAGAAGAGAACAGCCCCCACAACUUGAUUGUAAAGUUAUUCGUACCUCUGCUUAAGUCCCUCCCUUUAACUCUUAGUUUUUGUAUAUUUGUUUAAAGCAAUAGACGUUUAGACUAACAUGAUGAUGAUAAUGCAAACCUAUAUGCAUACGGUACCCAUACACACACACACUCGACACACACACGCAAUGACACACACACGCAAUGACACACAUAAGUAAUUAACUACGAAUAUAGAAUUUAGCACCUACAACGGAAAUACAAUAAUUUUGUACAAGGCCUUAAUUAGUAGAGUCAGCAAUAAUAUAAAUAAGUUGAAAUCACUAAUAAAUAUGAAGUAUACAAAUUUA